This is a messenger RNA of Schistocerca serialis cubense, 2318 nucleotides long. RefSeq names its product carcinine transporter-like. The coding region runs from base 1 to 1662 and encodes 553 amino acids. NCBI's taxonomy places the organism in Eukaryota, Metazoa, Arthropoda, Insecta, Orthoptera, Acrididae. Gene Ontology annotation, cellular component: membrane. Gene Ontology annotation, biological process: transmembrane transport. The record is from RefSeq and is a predicted model, not a curated record. Gene Ontology annotation, molecular function: transmembrane transporter activity. The transcript has 9 exons.
AUGGCGUCGCGCUGUCCACCAGCUUCUCGUGACGCCGCAGCUGUACACAACAUCAUUAAUGAAAAUACGAAGUUUGAAGAUAUAAUAGAAGAACUGGGGAGUGAUGGAAAGUUCCAGUUACAAAUGAAUAUCAUUUUCAAUUUCAUCGCAAUAUUAUUUUCAACAAUGUCUUCAUACGCCAAGAUAAUUGCUCUGACAGUACCUGAACACUGGUGCCACGUUCCAGGAAGAGAAUCUACAAAUUUAACAGUGGAAAUGUGGAAGAAUCUCACAAUUCCAAAAGAAGAUGGAAAGUACAGCAGAUGCCUAAUGAAGACGCCAGGGCAAGACAACGAAACGAUGGCCUGUAUCCACGGCUGGGACUACGACACCACAUGGUUCUCUGUGACUGCCGCUUCCCAAGGGAACUGGGUGUGCGAUAAGGAACUGUACCCAAACACUGUGUAUUCCGUGAGCCACGUCGUUUCCACCGCCGUUGGAGUUUUUAUGUUUUACAUUGGUGACAGAUUUGGACGAAAGAAGCAGUUUCUGCUAGGCCUGAGUGCCACGGCGCUGUCCCAGACACUGCUCCCCGCUUCAGUGUCCGUCUUCCCUCUCUACAUUGCUCUGUCAGCAGCCUCUGAAGGCACGCACUUGCCCAUGUUAGAAGCAACCAUGGCGACAGGAGUCGAGUUGGCCAGUAUCAAACGCCGUUCUUCCGUCAAUUUUGUGUCCUUCAUGUCUUACUGCCUUGGUAUAAUUGCCAUAUCGUUAUUGGCUUGGUUACUCAAGAACUGGGUGCACUUCACUCUGGUUGCGUCUGUCCCUUGUUUUAUUCCACUACUGCUUCAAAGGUAUCUUCCUGAGUCACCACGAUGGCUGAUAAAUAAAGGGCACACAGAAGAGGCUUUCAAGGUCCUGGAACGUAUAGCGCGCACAAACGGUAAAACUUUGUCUCCUGACAUCAAGAAAAAGAUUACUUUUCUGUCUCAACAAAGAACUGUAAACAUGGGGAUUGGAACCAUCAUAACCAACAAGAACCUUCUGAAAAAUACGAUUUUACUUGUGCUCAGCAGGUCGACUGCUGCCUUUGUUACCUUCACCCUACUUUUUAGCAACAACUGUUUCGGGGAGAAUCCUUUCGUAGCAUUCAUCGGGCAUGGAUCCCUGCAACUAGCUGCUUCAUACUCUGCUCAUGUUGUUGGAAAUAGAUUUGGAAGGCGGAUAACACACUGCCUCGUGCUAUUGGCUGCUGGUUUGUUGUGCAUCAUCCUCAUAUGCUUAACCGCAGCACACUCAACCCAGUGGAUCAUAACUACACUUUCUCUUGCGCUACUCUUCUGCUGUGACUGCUCAUAUUUACUCACAAAUAUACAGAGCUUGGAAUUGCAUCCAACGAGUUUACGACAGAUAGGCAUCGCAAUUGAAUACGUCUUUGUUCAAUGCAGUAUGAGUGUUCCACCUUACGUUGCUCACUUGGGUAAGACUGCUGGAAUGCAUAUCGCUUUCGCCAUACUUGCGGCUGUGACCCUGAUUAUGUCUGUUUUGAUGUCAUUUGUGCCGGAGUCUUUUAAUGAGAAGCUUCCAGAGACAAAACAAGAUAUUUCACUCUUUGGAACGAAGCAGAAGUACUGGAGUCUUCCAAGCCAGAAGUCAAAUGUAUCAGAAAGAACGCCAAUGUAGAAUAUAUUGACAACCAGAACUGGAGCUCUGGGAAUGAUCUCACAAAACAUUACAGAAAAAUCUUUAAGGAAAUACCUUGACUAAACUAAACUUGUAGUCUGUUUUCUGUAGUGUAUUAACAAUGACAGCAGUUUAAACAGGAAAUGAUAACACAAUUGCGAUUCAAGUGGUAUGAUGAGAAAGUGGUAAGGUUUUCCUGUUACAUGCACAUGUGAGAUGAUACAUUACGCGAACACAUUGAAAACAGACGUGUUGAUUGUAUCUGCAGGUGGUAAAAUGUGGAAGUUACAUUAUAUUUUCUAAAGUAUCUCCAUAUUAUCUCUGGGAUAUUAUUAGUAUAUAAUUACAUUUUCAUACAUAUGCAGCGGAUAAAAUCUUAGUUUGGAGACCUUAACAUUCAAGAAAUUACACCUACAGUUCAUAAUUGUUUAGCAAAAAGGAAUAAAGUUACUGAAGCAAAACCAAGCCAUCCAUAAACAAUGGGGCAGGCAAAUACAUUAAUGAGAAAACUGAGGUGUUAUUGGAACUAAUAAUAAAAUCGUUAGUAGUAAUAAUAGCGGAAGGUUCGGUAAAGUGGUAGUCUAUCAGAAAUAAAACUUUCAUCUUACAGUGAUAUUGACGGAAGUUUGUCGUUUAUAUUUUUUGAAUCUGCAUAC